CAACUUCAGCCCUUUUCGGGUCGACGACUAUCCACUAUACAUAGAUACUCGGAUGAUAUGGCGGGUUCUUCUCUCCCUCUAGUCCCCCGCAUAUGUCACACAAAGUAUAUUAAUUAUAGAAAUUUCCACGACAGUGAGGUUUGAUGAAAAGGAGAUGAAAGGGACGGGAGUGUAAGUGGCGUUCAUUCAACUGUACUCUAAAAUAAUACAAAAAGGGCUGGGCAAAGGCUUGGUUGUGUUCAAAACAGUUCGAUCCUUUCUUCUUCGUCUUCAUUCGUUCCUUGGCUUGUGUCGGGGAGUUUUCGAGAACGUGACUUUUUACGUGGAGCAGGUCUUCUUCUUCUUCUUCUUUUCUUGGAUUUACGUUCUAUUCCCACCACUUGCCAUUCCCUUUAUAGACGAGUUUUUAUUCGAGUUGAGCGGAUUCGUUUUCUGUUUGGAUUUCAGAAACUAUUUUUCUUUGACUUCCUUCGUUCGCACAACAACAAACGAAGAAGCAUUUCGAGAAUAGAUCGGAUCGUUUCCCAAGAGAUUUUAUUUUAUAGAUCUGUUCUUGGAAGAAUUCCUGCACCAUGAGAUUUGUCAUUGGUUUGGUGGCUGUUGCCACGGUUGCCCACGGCUUGUCGAGCCCUCGUGUCGUUGCGAGGAGGGGAGCGCCGGUUCAUGCGCUCGCUGCGGUUUCUGCGGCUUCACCUGCUGCUACUGCCGCUGCUGAAGCAACUCCUCCAGCUCCUCCAGCGCCACCCGCUGGAAACCCUCCUCCACCGCCUCCACCGGUAGAUGCCGCUGCUGCUAAUGGAACCGCACCUCCCCUCCCACCUCCUCCUCCCGCAGACCUCGCCGCAAAUGGCACCGCACCUCCGCCACCACCACCUCCUCCAGCUGUUGAUGCAGCAGCCUUGAAUGGAACUGCACCACCUCCACCUCCCCCACCGCCGCCAAUGAUGGCGGUAGACGCUGCAGCUCAACCUCCUCCUCCACCUCCUCCUCCAGCAGCAAAAGCAAAAGCAGCAAAAGCAUCAGCCGCAGCAGCGAGUGGAGCUGCUGCACCACCACCACCACCUCCACCACCAGCCGCUGCGAACGGAACUGCUCCGCCACCACCUGAUGCCAAAGGAAAGGGCAAGGCUAAAGCUAAAGGAUCCGCCAUGCCUCCUCCACCACCCGCUGCUUCUGGUGCAGCCCCACCACCACCGCCCGCUGCUCCUCCUGCUCCGCCUGCUGAUGCUGCCGGCUCUGCGGGUUCUGGCGCCAGCUCAUCGUCUGGCUCGGGCUCUGCCUCAUCUUCUAGUGGAAGCUCCUCGUCUGGUGGCAGCUCGUCAUCCGGCUCGAGUUCAUCCUCUGACGCUCGUAAGAGACGCGUGGCUAAGACUAAGCUAAGGAAAGUCCGCUCUUGGAUGAGCAAGGAAUAGGGAUGUAUAGACGAUACGCUGCACGUUUGAUUCGUCGCGAUGGAGACAUUCAAUAGACAGACGUGAGCGGAGGAGGAAGAAGAAGAAGAUACACUUAAAGUGAGAGGGCGUUUUCUUUGUUGCUUGUUACGUACAAUGGGCUGGCAGGUCCCAAUUUGUAUAUUGGCUCGGGCUUGUGCGUCACUGUCGUUACGGCUGGUACA
Messenger RNA from Periconia digitata, 1615 nucleotides. NCBI's taxonomy places the organism in Eukaryota, Fungi, Ascomycota, Dothideomycetes, Pleosporales, Periconiaceae. The record is from the annotation of a GenBank genome assembly.